This is a messenger RNA of Prorocentrum cordatum, 1836 nucleotides long. NCBI's taxonomy places the organism in Eukaryota, Dinophyceae, Prorocentrales, Prorocentraceae. The record is from the annotation of a GenBank genome assembly.
UCAAGAACCGUCUUGGCUCGAGCUGCCGGCGCGCAGACAGGGGCGCGCCGAUCGUGCCGGGAUGCCCUCGAGCUGAAUGCCCCCUGGCGAGACCGCCUACAGCGAGGGGCUGCUGUUGUUGGGGCGCGCUGACCGCAGUGCGUAAUCGAGGGACGACGACAAGAUGGCGCAGGCUCCGCUGGCGGAGCUGGAGGUGGCGGGCGCCAAGCUCACGCUCUACAGGUACGACGGCGUCCAGUAGGCCAUCCGCAGCCUUCUCGAGAAGGGCGUCGCGGAGAAGGACGACGAGCCGCAGCAGCAGCCCGCGCCCGAGCAGAAGGGCGGGGCCCAGCACUUUUCCAUCGCGGAGGAGCCGUGCUGCAGCCUGCUGGGGGAGGAGGGUGUGGCGAAGCCCCAUGACGAGCACGGGAUGCAGGAGGCGCCGUCCGACGCGCCCACCCUGCCGCCCAUCCCGACCUUCCCGAUCCUCGCGGACGAGGUGCCGAUGAAGGACGGCGUGGCCCUGCGGUACGAAGGCCAGUUCGACGACGAGGACGGCACCAAGAUCAGGCAGGCCCAUUCUGACAUGCGCGAGAAGAAGGAGACCGACUCCGAGAAGAAGAGCGACGAGGGCGAGGAGACGAUUCCCUUCGCCUUACUCGUCGCCCACACCACCCAGAGCGAGCCGAGGAACGACCUAGAGAACUACUGCCACACGCUGCGCCGCACCCUCACGCGGGCGAAGCUGCAGGUGAAGUUCAAGGAUGGCGACGAGGAAAAGAUCGAGCUCGCAGUCCAGGACGCCCUGCACAGCCUCGCGAAUAACUUGCUGGACACGCGGUCCGACUUCGAGGGCAAGCUGAAGGAGCUGGAGGGCAUGGUCGAAUGCAUCAAGGUGGCAGCCGACCCGUACGACUUCCUGGAGAUCAACGGCACAAUGCGGGUGAUGAAGAGCAUCGCCGAUCUGAGCGGGGCGGUGCAGCAGCACGAGGUGGGCGAGUUCGACGGCGCGGAGGGCACCCAGAUGCAGCAGGUACCCUUCGCCCACUUCACUGCCAACCACCGCCAGAGCGAGCCGAAGUACGGCCUCGAGAACUACUGCUUCAUGCUGCGCAACACCCUCCGGCGGGUGAAGUUGCAGGUGAAGUUCAAGGACGGCGACGAGGAGCAGAUCGAGAAGGUGGUCCAGGACACUCUCAACUGGCUCGCGGGGCGCUUGCUGGACAAGGGGUCCGACUUCGAGGGCAAGCAGAAGGAGCUGGAGAGCAUCGUCGACCGCAUCUCGGUCGCAGUCGACCUGAAGGACAUCCAGGAUAUGAGCGGCACACUCCAGCCAGUGGAGUACACGGACUCGAACUCCAGCGACUUGGAGGACGAGGAGGCCGACGAGGAGCAGUCCGUCGUGGACGACGGGAAGAAGGAGGCAGACGAGGACGACGCGGAGGAGAACGUGGAGGACGGCUCCGCCGACUCCGCGGCGGCACUUGAGAGCGCCUUCCUGGAGCAAAAGCGCCGCGCCGAGGUUGCGCGGAAGGAGUACGAGAGAGUGAAGACGGCCCUGGAGACCAGGGCGCGUGAGCUGAUGGCACCGUCGCUAGCAGGCUAGAGCCUCCUGUUGGCCCUGUGAUGGUGCACGUGGAAUGGCCCCCUGGCAGGGUCGGCGGAUCGGCAGGCCGCGCGCGGGGCGCGGCGUGUGGUUGGGUUAAAGACUCAGUGUGAGUCGGCGGAUUUUGCACUCCGAGGGGAGUCCAGGCUGCUUCUUCGCCUCCGCCCCGAGUGAUGCGGACACUCGAGGGGUCGUGAGGCCACCGAUUUCUCUGCUUCGACGUUCGUUGUCGUACGCCCUAGAGUCCUAGA